GUUCCAGAGUGCUCCACAGAGAACUAGAGCUCCAGAGCCCCACCAGUUCUCUCAGAACCACAAGCAAGUCGGCAUUCGACCGCGCUAAUAUUAAGACUAACGAGAAGAGAACAACAAUAGAAAAAAAAAGUGCAGCUAAUUGGAAACAAUAGAAAAUACGCGUGGCGCACAAAUAUAUCGCACACAGUUACUUUUAUGGCGGAUCAGCAGAGGAGUCUUCGCCAGCAGAAGCAGUCGCAGGCCUCAACUCCAGCCUCCCUCGCACCCGCCCCCCGCAAAUCCAUCAACAACAAAAUUAGCCAAGUGGAGCAGAGCUAACAUCGCUUUUAUAUAAAAAUUUAUAUAUAUAUUUUCUACGAUUUUGUAAGGCCUUUUACGGGCUCCAAGUUAAAGCUCCAUUGAUUGAAGUGGCAAACAAAGCUGUUAAGAUAAGCCAGAAGACCUACCGGCAAACGUAAUCAACAAAUCCCCCCAAAGUAAUACCGCCCGCAAAUCAGAAAAAAAAAACUCGACAAUAUGCGCCUGUUCCCAGUCCGGCUCUCGGCCGCCUCCUCGUCGAUGACGAGCCUGGCCAAAAUGCUCGAUUUCUACUCGGGCUUCAAUCCAUCGCCUCUGUCGAUAAAACAGUUCAUGGACUUUGGUCAAAAUGCCUGCGAAAAGAAAUCCUUUAUAUUCCUGCGAAAAGAGCUACCCGUUCGACUGGCGAACAUCAUGAAGGAGAUCGCCCUCCUCCCUGACAACCUUCUCCACACAAGAUCGGUGACCGAGGUGAGUGGCUGGUAUGUGAAGAGCUUCGAGGAUGUUCUGGAGUACGAGAAAGCAGAACCCACACACGACAAUCUUCAAAAAUUUGUGCAAGAUUUGGAUCUCAUCAGGAAUCGUCACAACGAUGUGGUGCAAACCAUGGCCCAGGGUGUCAUCGAGAUGAAGGAGAACGAGGGCGGCCAGGUGGAUGCACCCACCGAGAGCUCCAUCCAGUACUUUCUCGACCGCCUCUACAUGUCCCGCAUCAGCAUCCGAAUGCUGAUCAACCAGCACACCCUACUCUUUGGCGGCAAUCCCCAUUCGGGUGGUCGUCAUAUCGGCUGUUUGGAUCCCGCCUGCGAUCUGUCGGACGUGGUGCGAGAUGCCUACGAGAAUGCUCGAUUCCUGUGCGAUCAGUACUACCUGACCAGUCCGGCGCUGGAGAUCCAGCAGCACAGCAGCGAGCCAGCGGACAACCUUCCCAUCCGCACCGUUUACGUGCCCUCGCAUCUAUAUUACAUGCUCUUCGAACUCUUCAAGAACUCAAUGCGAGCGGUGGUGGAGCAUCAUGGCCAUGACAAUAAUGACACGCUGCCGCCGCUGAAGGUGGCCAUCUGCAAGGGCAAGGAGGACAUCUGCGUGAAGAUCUCAGACCAGGGAGGCGGCAUUCCCCGCUCCCAGACGGACCAACUAUUCAAGUACAUGUACAGCACAGCUCCCCAGCCCUCCAAGUCGGAUCUGCAUACGGUUCCUUUGGCGGGUUAUGGCUACGGCCUGCCGAUCUCUCGACUCUAUGCUCGGUAUUUCCACGGAGAUAUUGUGCUGCUUUCCUGUGAGGGAUUCGGAACAGAUGCUAUCAUAUACCUGAAGGCUCUGUCCGAUGAGGCCAACGAACUGUUGCCCAUUUUCAACAAGACAAGCUCAAAGUUCUAUCGCGCCACCGUGCCCACGGGCGACUGGUCCAAUCAGAACUUUUCCAAUCGUUGGCGUUAUUUAUAUGGUUAUUUAAAGAAUUUAUAAAACACCGGGUCAGAUGCGCUUGCAGUCCUUGGUUUUCCUUUCAUUCUCAGGCUAACCAUAACUCUUUGAUCUUCUAGAGCUCGGAUAUGAAUGCCCGGCAGCUGUCGGCCAGCACUCCGAAACGCUACAGCGACUUUGUCCAGGACGCCUAAAAGGAGGACGCCAUCUCAAAACUGCAACUCAGGUUAAGGAAAUUCAGGACAGGAUUCAGGAACCAAACUGUUGGAUAGUCGAAUCUCAAUGUAUAUCACUAGCUCUAGGCAAACAUUCCCAAAGUGCAACAGCAACAGAAGCAACUCAAAUUUGUAUUCAUGGCAGUAACGUGUAGUUAUCUUGUUAUUUAAAAAAAAAUGAAGAAAAUAAUUGAUAGAAAAUGAAUAAAUCAAAUUGUUAAUGAUAAACAGACAAUGGAUUAUUAUCUUUUA
Molecule: messenger RNA, 2189 nt
Organism: Drosophila ananassae
Lineage: Eukaryota; Metazoa; Arthropoda; Insecta; Diptera; Drosophilidae
Gene: Pdk
Product: pyruvate dehydrogenase (acetyl-transferring) kinase, mitochondrial
Exons: 6
Coding region: 517-1764 (415 amino acids)
Biological process (GO): regulation of glucose metabolic process; protein phosphorylation
Cellular component (GO): mitochondrion
Molecular function (GO): pyruvate dehydrogenase (acetyl-transferring) kinase activity
Source: RefSeq, a predicted model, not a curated record